Messenger RNA from Phragmites australis (common reed), 1473 nucleotides. RefSeq lists its product as uncharacterized. The coding region runs from base 1 to 1473 and encodes 490 amino acids. Gene Ontology annotation, molecular function: DNA helicase activity. Gene Ontology annotation, biological process: telomere maintenance; DNA repair. The transcript has a single exon. The record is from RefSeq and is a predicted model, not a curated record. NCBI's taxonomy places the organism in Eukaryota, Viridiplantae, Streptophyta, Magnoliopsida, Poales, Poaceae.
AUGUGGCGAUUACUAGGUUUUGAAAUACAUGGUCGUAUGCCUGCAGUUGAGCGCCUAGCUGUUCAUAUGCCUGGUAUGAACAAUAUUAUAUUCCAUGAGGAGGCUGAUCUUCCAGAUGUUAUUGAAGAUCCUAGCAGACAUAAAACCACAUUAACUGAAUGGUUUAUAGCCAACCAAAUGUAUCCACCCGCAAGAGCUUUCACAUACUGUGACUUCCCUACCUAUUAUAGAUGGGAUCCUGAUCAAAAGGCUUGGUUUACAAGAAAAAGAACCCCAAAGGUAGGUCGCAUCUAUAAUGUGCACCCAGGCACAGGUGAACUCUUUUAUCUGAGAAUGCUUCUUAUGGUUGUCGCCGGUGCCACCAACUUUGCCAACCUUAGAACAUACAAUGGAAUUGUAUAUGAUACCUUCAGAGAGGCAUGCCAGGCUAGAGGAUUAGUCGGUGAUGACAGCGAAUGGUAUAUGCUGUUUGAUGAAGCUAUUAUAUGGGCAUCUCCUCACCAGCUAAGAUACCUGUUCCUCAUUGUAUUGGUUUUCUGUGAUGUUCUUAAUGCUAGGAUGUUGUUUGAAAAAUACUGGAAACAUAUUGCUAAUGAUAUCACUUAUCAAAUCCAUCUGUGCCUACGCAAUCCUAGAUAUUGUGUUCCAGACUGCCACCUGCAAACACAGCUCCUCUCUGACUUAACUAUUUUAUUUUCCAAAGCUGGUGCAAAUCUGUCUUCAUACAACAUCCCUUCUGCACCAAUUCCUGAAUCCUUUGCAUAUGGCAAUAGGCUUAUUUCUGAGGAGUUAGCAUAUGACAAGCCACUUCUAGAAGCACAAUCCAUUGCCCUUGCAUCUACACUAAAUCAAGAACAACGGCUUGUGUACGAUAAAGUUAUUGCUUAUGUUAUUUCAAAAGAACCUGUUGUCUUCUUUAUUUCUGGCCAUGGUGGCACAGGAAAGACUUAUCUCUGGAAUGCCAUUAUAGUAAAACUUAGAGCUGAAGGUGAGAUAGUACUAGCUGUUGCUUCUUCUGGGGUUGCCUCUCUUUUAUUACCCAGUGGUAGAACUACACAUUCAAGGUUCCGAAUACCUUUUGACAUAAACGAGCGUAGUAUUUGCAGCAUUAGGCGUGGGACUAUGCUUGCGGGACUCAUCAGUAAAGCAUCAUUGGUAUUAUGGGACGAGGCACCUAUGACUCAUAGACGCUAUUUUGAAGCACUGGAUCGCACAAUGCGUGACAUCCUAUCAGCCGAUAACCCUUCACUUGCUGCUGUUCCUUUCGGUGGAAAAUUGAUUGUCCUAGGUGGCGAUUUUAGGCAGGUCCUUCCCGUUAUUACAGGAGGUACCAAAUCUGAUAUUGUUAGUGCAUCACUUGUUAUGUCACCAAUUUGGCAGCAUGUCAUGGUCCUCAAGCUGUGCACAAAUAUGAGGCUCACAAAUCCUUAUUUAGAUGAUUCCCAAAGAGAUAGGCUCACUGUUUUUGCUUAG